Messenger RNA from Scatophagus argus, 1586 nucleotides. It is a transcript of the gene hdac12, whose product is annotated as histone deacetylase 12. NCBI's taxonomy places the organism in Eukaryota, Metazoa, Chordata, Actinopteri, Scatophagidae. Bases 220 to 1251 code for a protein of 343 amino acids. Gene Ontology annotation, molecular function: histone deacetylase activity. The transcript is spliced from 8 exons. The record is from RefSeq and is a predicted model, not a curated record.
UUCACUCCAGAUCGGUAGAUGGUGGCAAUCAACAAUGUAAUCCUCACACUGUGUGUUACUAUCACUCCAGGACAGACGGUGGCAGUAGAGAGCACAAACACAGUCACAUAUCCGUCACCAACCAGGACACAGUUAUGGACUUGUAUUUUAACUCCCGGCUGCUCAACGCUUACCGUCCUUGUUAAAGCGAGCCAUUACGCAUUAACGUUAGUGUGAAAAAUGACCUGCUUAAAGCAAACGUUUUCUAAAGGACCUCGUCUAAGAGUCGGGCGGCUGGUCGGUGCAGCUUUAACCUCCUGCAGAUGUUUCCAUGCUGAACUAGUGAGGCAUGAGUCCAGCGGACUUCCCAUAAUUCAUCACAGCAGGUACGUGUGUGAGCUCCCACCCAAUCACAGGUUCCCAAUUGGCAAGUUCCCCCGUGUGUUACACUGUUUAAUAAAAGACCAGGUCAUCACACAGAAGCAGGUGUGGGUCCCCGAAAUUGCUUCUAAAGAUUUACUCAGCUGUGUGCACACAGAGGAAUACUUGAACAACUUCAUGAACGGGAAGAUAAAUGAGCAAGAACAAAGGAGGACAGGUUUCCCCUGGAGCGAAGGCAUAGUGAGACGCUGCCGAUAUGAAACAGGUGGGACUGUCCUCGCUGCUGAAGUCGCCCUGCAGAGGGGCUUGGCGUGCAGCACAGCAGGGGGGACACAUCACGCUUUUCCAAGCUAUGGUUCAGGGUUUUGUCUCCUCAACGACUUGGCAGUUGCAGCCAAAUGCCUGAUCUCGUCCUCCGAAAGGAAGGUUCUGAUUGUGGAUCUAGAUGUUCAUCAGGGUGACGGCACGGCUUUCAUUUUUAAAGAGGAGCCGCGUGUGUUUACGUUCUCGGUGCACUGUGGGAAAAGCUUUCCCCUCCGUAAACAGCAGAGCGACCUAGAUAUCAGUGUGGAGGAGGGGCUGGAAGACAAGGAGUACCUCUCCACGGUGGAGGCUCACCUUCCCUGGCUGCUGGAGAGUUUUCGCCCUGACGUGGUUCUGUAUGACGCGGGCGUCGACCCUCAUUGGGAAGACGAACUCGGGAGGCUCCGUCUCACUGAUCAAGGGCUGUAUCGGAGAGAUCUGUACGUGCUGAAGACCGCGGUGAGCAGAAGUGUUCCCGUCGCUGCUGUUAUUGGAGGGGGAUACUCGAGGGACAUCGACAAACUGGCCCUCAGACACUCCAUUGUCCACAGAGCAGCGAGUCAGGUUUGGAGGGAGUGUGGGAUGUAAAGCCUGCAAAUUAAGAGGACCUUCACAAGUGAAAUACUGAUGCUUGAUCUUUAGGAGCCAGUGCCAGUAUUUGAGAAUAAAAUAAUAUGCUAAUGCUAUACAAACCAAUACUUGUUUUAUAUAAUGUAUAUUUGUAUGCUGUACAUGCAACAGUUUUACCAGAAUCAGGAUAUUUUCUUUUGGGAAGUUGGUGCUCACAGUCAUGCAAGUGACUCUUUACUGCAGAAUGAACAGAUGUUCAGCUUGCUGUUUACCUCAUCAAAGUACUGCACUGGUAUUUGUAUCGUAGUAAUUGUCUGUGUAACCAUUAAAUAUUCUGUUAUUGAGCCAUAAAA